Pelobates fuscus (common spadefoot toad) is the source of this 2838-nucleotide messenger RNA. RefSeq names its product patched domain-containing protein 3-like. NCBI's taxonomy places the organism in Eukaryota, Metazoa, Chordata, Amphibia, Anura, Pelobatidae. Gene Ontology annotation, cellular component: membrane. The transcript is spliced from 4 exons. The record is from RefSeq and is a predicted model, not a curated record. The coding region runs from base 1 to 2838 and encodes 945 amino acids.
AUGGGCAGGUGUCAUACGGACUGCUUGGAGAAGCCACUCUCCAAGGGAUUUCGGCAUCUCGGAAAACUGAUUGCCAAACAUCCUUGGUGGUUCAUAAUUGUUCCAAUUGUCCUAUCAGUUGGGUUCGGAGCAGGUUUUUGUUUUCUAGAGCAAAGACAAAUUAAUAGCAUGGAAGACCAAUUCACUCCGGUGGGUGGUGCAGCAAAGGCAGAGAGGGACUUUGUUAGGAUUCACUUCCCAGUCAAUGAUUCUGGAAACUUUUCUGUUCAACGGAUGUAUAAGCAGGGCACUUUCGCUUCGCUUAUCAUUGUAAGCUUGCCCGAUAAUAUCUUGAAUAGGAGCAUAUUUGAGGAAGUGCAUGCCUUGGACAUAGCAGUGAAGGGGUUGAUGUGUCCCUCAAAUAGCAGCUUCUAUCAGCUAUGUGCCCAAGUCAAUGGUUCCUUGUGUCUUCCUGCCAACCCUUUGCUUGCUCACAUGCAGAACAUAGAGGACGUCACGUUCACCUAUCCCAUGUUCCAGAACACAGUCUUCCUGGGAUUGUACCUUGGAGGAGUAACAAUAGGGCCUCAAAACCGAGUUAUAGCGGCUAAAGCCCUUAGGCUUUUGUAUUAUCUCAAGGAAGACAGUGAUCAUGAACAAGACAACAACCUGCAAUGGCUCAAUCACUUCAUAACAACUAUUCCUCAGAAAAUCCAUGAGUUGCAACUAAAAUCUAUAAAGGUUUUCUAUUCCACAUCUAUUUCUCUAAAAAAUCAGCUGGAAAGAACUGUAACGACAUUUAUCCCCUAUUUUUCCAUCACCUACUUAGUGACAGCGUUAUUUUCUAUUGUGUCUUGCAUGAGAUUGGACAAUAUAAGAAACAAGAUCUGGGUUACUGCAUUUGGCGUGUUUUCACCUGGGCUGGCUAUAUUGACCAGUUUUGGGCUGCUUUUACUUUGUGGGGUACCCUUUUCCAUAACGGUUGUAAAUGCACCAUUUCUCAUUCUCGGAGUUGGGGUUGACAACAUGUUCAUUAUAAUCUCGUGUUGGCAGCAAACAAAGGUGAAGGAUACACUUGAAAAGAGGAUGGCUGAUACUUAUCAGGAGGCAGCAGUUUCCAUAACCAUAACCACUCUCACAGACGUUUUAGCUUUUUACAUUGGCCUGAUGACACAUUUUCCUUCAGUGCAGUCAUUUUGCUUUUACAGUGGCACGGCUCUCGUCUUUUGUUACCUAUAUUGCAUUUGCUUUUUUGGUGCUGUCCUGGCGCUAAACGGUAAACGGGAGAGUGAAAAUCGGCAUUGGUUAACUUGCGCAAAAUUAAAUGGCACGCAAGCAUCACUAAACAGCCCCACAUACAACGUGUGUUGUGUUGGAGAAUGUGUUGGACUUGGUGCAAUACAAGAGACUGAAACGGAACAUCCUAUAACAAGAUUCUUUCAUAAAUAUUAUGGACCUUUUCUGACAAACUUUUGGACAAAAUUCAUUGUUUUAUUUUUAUAUUUGGGCUUUCUGAUCAGCAGUAUUUUUGGGUGUAUUCAGAUACAGGAGGGUAUCGAUAUUCGCUAUCUUGCCAAUGACGGUUCUUCCUUAUUGCAAUUUUUUAACGAAGAAGCACUUUAUUUUUCCGAAUAUGGCCCAAGGGUAAUGGUUGUGGUUUCCAAUGACGCAGAAUACUGGGAGAUAAAGACUCGCCAACUCAUUGAGACUUGCAUGCGGGAGCUGGAGAAGAAUUAUUAUGUUGCAGAAGAAUCUACUGUGUCCUGGCUUAGAACCUACGAAAGAUUGUCAGACAUGGCACAGCUAAACAUCAGUGGUAAAGAAAACUUUAUAAAACAUCUCGAUUUACUGUACGCAAAAUUUCCAGAGUUUAAACAGGAUGUGGAACAGCGAGGAAAUGAAAUAAAAGCUUCUCGUUUUUUCAUUCAGACUUUUCAUUUGUUAACCAGCCAGGAUGAGAAACAGAUGUUAAUCCAGUUGCGUAAAAUUGCUGAUAACUGUGAUGUAAAUGUUAUUGUAUAUCAUCCAAUAUUUAUUUACUUGGAUCAAUAUGUUAUAAUAAUUCAAAGUGCAAUUCAAAAUAUUAUCGUGGCUACGGCUGUCAUGCUUGUCAUAUCCUUACUUUUCAUCCCAAAUCCACUUUGUUCCUUAUGGGUAACGUUUACGAUAACCUCCAUUAUACUCGGCGUCAUAGGCUUCAUGGGAUAUUGGAGAGUUAAUUUAGAUUCCAUAUCAAUGGUAACUCUAGUUAUUUGCAUUGGAUUCUCUGUUGACUUCUCAGCCCACAUCGCUUAUGCAUACGUUUCUAAUAAGAAGACCAAUGCAAAUGAACGAGUGAUUGAUGCUCUGCACGUUCUUGGUUACCCUAUUGUACAAGGAGCAUUGUCGACAAUCUUGGGGAUUUUGGCUCUCUGCGCUGCUGAGAGUUAUAUUUUCAAAACAUUUUUUAAGAUCAUGUUCUUAGUCAUUACUUUUGGGGCCCUUCAUGGUCUUGUAUUUAUUCCAGUAUUCUUGACUUUAUUCGGGGCGUACGAAAUUACAUGUAGCGAAAAAGUAAAACCGCAAAACACAAAUAUUCUAACAACAUCAGAGCUAAUUUCAGGGUGUCCAGAGGAGUAUGACAACAAGAUGAGGAUGCAAGAGCUACCAGGCAAUGUGAGGCCAAUGACCACUGUAAUGAAUGUUACCGAGCUCUGCAAGUUUUAUUGCUAUCAGAGCUGCCAGAACAAUGUUUUCACUGAUCUGCAGACAGUGAGUGAUCUCAAGGUAGAAAAUGAAUGCAGAAACAAUCAAUUACAAUACAGGAGGAGAAUGUUGGAACUGUACUUGGAAGGUAAAAUUGAUCCUGAUUGUCCUUGA